Messenger RNA from Purpureocillium lilacinum, 1071 nucleotides. RefSeq lists its product as uncharacterized. Gene Ontology annotation, cellular component: nucleus. NCBI's taxonomy places the organism in Eukaryota, Fungi, Ascomycota, Sordariomycetes, Hypocreales, Ophiocordycipitaceae. The record is from RefSeq and is a predicted model, not a curated record.
AUGGAGACCGAGCCUCAGCAGCAAACGGCCGGCGCCCAGACAUGCGCACGGGGCACGCCUUCCUCAGCUUCGUUGCAAAACACCGAGCUGCAGCAGAUUCGGCUCCGAUACAGGCUGGCGACGCCAACCUUCCAGACACUCUGCACCAUCCCCAAGGCUCCCGACCGCAGACAAGUGCUGCACAAGGCUUGCCUGGCCGUCGAAUUCCGUUCGUUUCCUCUUCGGCGAGCGGAAAAGGGCUUCUUUCGAGAGAUCAACGACCAUCUUCCCAUCCCGUACCGAAUCAAGGACUGCCCGUCAGAACCAUGGCACAAGGUUUUCUUGUUGGUUCAAAUCCAGCUCCAGCGCAUUCCCUGGCCCAAUAAACUACCCGCCCAGGCGAGGCACGAACUGUACGGUGAGAGAAAGCGCAUGGACAAGAUACUCGAAACUGCAUUGCGCUGCGCGGUUGAUAUACUCGGUCACCGUAAGGAUGGUCGAGGUGUCAGCGUCGCUCUCGAUGUUCUCCGCAGCGUCAAGGCUGGCAUCUGGGAGGGCAGCGACAAUGAGCUUCUUCAGAUCAAGGGCAUCGGGCCACAAAAGAAGGAAAGGCUCAUCAACGCGAAGAUCAGAACCGUCAAAGAGCUGGCCAGGCUCGACUUUUGGCACAUCGAGCGGCUCUUGAGUCGCAAUCCCCCUUUCGGUCAGCAAAUGCUGCAUCAGCUCGCCAGCUUCCCUGUUUUGACGUUGCAAUUUGACCUUGUGCAACCCAGCGGGCUCCAGGCUGGGGCUGGUCUUGAUCAUGGCUGUGGUCUCGGGCCUCCAUCAACAGCGGCGUGCAUCGCAAGGCUGAUUGUGAAUUACGGCAACAACGCACCGCCAAUGUGGGCCGAGAGCACACCCUGGACGACUAUCGUGAUUGAAGGCGACGACGGGAGGCUCGUCUACUUCUGGCGAGGUAGCGUCAGGCGUUUAAGUGGUGGCAAGGAACUUGUCCUUCGCCUGGACCCGAAGGACGGAGAAAAGCUCAAGGUCACAUUUGCAUGCGAGGGUAUCGUGGGCACAAUGGUCCGAGUGACACACCAAGUCUGA